Pogona vitticeps (central bearded dragon) is the source of this 3004-nucleotide messenger RNA. It is a transcript of the gene UBA5, whose product is annotated as ubiquitin like modifier activating enzyme 5. Gene Ontology annotation, cellular component: cytoplasm; cytosol. The record is from RefSeq and is a predicted model, not a curated record. Gene Ontology annotation, biological process: protein ufmylation. Lineage: Eukaryota; Metazoa; Chordata; Lepidosauria; Squamata; Agamidae. Gene Ontology annotation, molecular function: UFM1 activating enzyme activity.
UUAAAAUAAAAAGACUUUGGAACAGUCUUUCGGAAGAUCUGGUGAUGAUAAUCAUCAUCAUCAUCUUAGAACCGCAGAGCUGGAAGGGGCCCUGGGAAUCAUCGAUUCCAGCCUUCUUGAUGACGAUGAUUUUCCUAGAAAAGUUGUAUGUGGUGAAGUAGUCUGAAGUGAUAUACUUAAAAUAGUCCGUUCCGGCUUAAGGGCAUAGAACAAAACACUAUUUGUGGUGCCUUAAAUCUAAUAUAACCCGUUUCUUGCCGGGGAGAAAAGCAUCGCGGCAAAGCACUGUCCCGGCUGACCCUCUGAAAGGUUCAAUAAGAUCCGCCCGUCGUUGCUCGUAGCAACCGUUUGUUGGCCGGAACUCUUCUUGCUAGCGCCGGGUGACCGGGGACGGCUUUGGCGGUUACUCCAGGAAGCGGUGGGAGUGGAGACGUGUCUUUGGUGGGGUGGCGCUGAGCUGAGUGGUCUCCGUGAUCGGCUUCGGUGAGUUUGUCCCGACUUGAGCCGUCGAUUCGGAAGCCGGCCAUGGCUGCCUCGGCGAAGCGGGUGGAGCAGCUGCAGCGCCGUAUCCAAGAACUGGAGGAAGAGCUUGCGCGGGAGAGGGGCGGCGGCCAGGGCCAGCGAGCGCGGAUCGAGCAGAUGAGCCCGGAGGUGACGGACUCCAAUCCGUACAGUCGCCUGAUGGCACUGAAAAGAAUGGGAAUUGUGAAAGAUUAUGAGAAAAUCCGCUCCUUUGCAGUAGCUGUGGUGGGUGUUGGCGGAGUUGGCAGUGUGACGGCCGAGAUGCUGACAAGAUGUGGCAUUGGUAAGCUGCUCCUGUUUGAUUAUGAUAAAGUGGAACUGGCAAAUAUGAACCGACUCUUUUUCCAGCCUCAUCAAGCUGGACUGAGUAAAGUUCACGCAGCAGAGCAUACUUUGAGGAACAUAAAUCCUGAUGUCCAGUUUGAAGUACAUAAUUAUAACAUCACAACUAUGAACAACUUUCAACAUUUUAUGGAUAGGAUCAGCAAAGGUGGGUUAGAAGAAGGAAAACCUGUUGAUCUGGUAUUGAGCUGUGUGGAUAACUUUGAAGCUCGCAUGGCAAUCAACACAGCGUGUAAUGAGCUUGGACAAAUAUGGAUGGAAUCUGGAGUGAGUGAAAACGCUGUUUCUGGCCAUAUCCAGUUGAUCAUACCUGGUGAAUCAGCCUGUUUUGCGUGUGCACCUCCACUUGUCGUGGCAGCAAACAUAGAUGAAAAAACCUUGAAACGAGAGGGGGUUUGUGCAGCUAGCCUUCCCACAACCAUGGGGGUGGUCGCUGGUCUCCUUGUGCAAAAUGUUCUGAAAUAUUUAUUAAACUUCGGCACAGUGAGCUUUUACCUGGGUUACAAUGCCAUGCAAGAUUUCUUUCCCACCAUGACAAUGAAGCCAAAUCCACAGUGUGGUGACAGAAACUGCAGGAAGCAGCAAGAGGAGUUCAAGAAAAAAGAAGCAGCAAGUCCUAAACAAGAAGUAUUUGAACAACAAGAAGAAAUAGUACAUGAAGAUAAUGAUUGGGGUAUAGAGUUGGUUUCUGAGAUUUCAGAAGAGGAGUUGAAAGCUGCCUCUGGUCCACUUCCUGAUCUUCCAGAAGGGAUUGCAUUGGCCUACACAUUACCAAACAAGGAAGAGAACACUAUAGAUGGAGCAACUGUUCAAGAGUCAGAGGAAAGUCUAGAAGAACUUAUCGCUAAGAUGAAGAGCAUAUAGCACAAAGAUUGCUUCAACCAUACUGUAACUUGAACACUUGAAUUUAUUUUGUAACCACUUUGGUCUUUCUUCUGAUUAAUUAUGUGACCUAAUUGCAAUGGGUAUGAGGAUCCAUGUUUUAAUUGAGAAUUAAAGGAAGCUACUGAAAAAACUAUUGGUAUACAACACAUAAUGCCAACUGCCCUUUUUUGCCCACUCCAAAUAACGAUACAUUUAGUAUUGGUAAACAGGUUGUUGUUAGUGUAGUAGUAUAAGAAAAAUUAGAUAUAAAGUUAAAACAAAAAUUUAUUGGCUACUUAAAGCUAUAUUGUUUAGAUAAAUGAAAUGUUUAAUAAUUGCUUUACCAUUUUUGUUUACUUUGAGUAGCUUUUUUUUAACCUGGAUCCCUCUAACUGCUUUGGCAUGUAUGAAACACCCAUCUGCCUUAGGCAGCUUGGCCAAUGGCAUGAUGGAAACUGUGGACCAAAACAGAGAGGAUUACAUUAGGGAAGACUGAUGUGGUGUCGCUGUUAGUGCAGAAACCUCUGAGAGUCUAUGCUUCGAUCUUGAGCACUCCCUUUGCCCACUGUCAUGUUAGGAGCAUGUUAUAAUUCUUAACUUAUUACGUAGAAACCAGGAACAAUUAUUUUAGUUAACUGAAUUGUUAAAUUUACCAGAAUCAAUGCAUGAUCUGAAGUCAGGUAGCUGACUGGAUAGUAUUGAACCAGGAAUUAUGGUUUAUACAUAGCUACAAACCAGAAGAUGGGCAAAAUGAAGUUGGAUUGCGGUGUAUUCUUUCUCAUUGGCAGCAAGAAAGGAAAGGACCCUAAGGCUUUGCUAAGACUUGUACAUAUUACACUGAAUUACAGCUUGGUUUUUAUGUGUGAGCCAGGCCCUUGGCAUUCUGUAACACAAAACAUGUGCCUGUUACUUCUCCAUACACUUAAAUGGAUAUACUUCUGUUAUUUUCAGCAUCCCAUUUUACAUAUAUGGUAAAAUAUGCAUGUUUGAAACAGUACUUCAGUGGGGAAAAAUUAAACAGAUUUACAAAAACAGUUUGGGAAGUUUGAUAUUUCAGUGUGAAGUCACAGUUAACUGGUAUAAAUGCUCUGGUCCUAAAAUGAACUGUAAAAUACCCUGCUAUCUCAAUGAAUUUUUACAGCACUAUUGUUUGUGUCUUCUGUGAGUUUAAGCUGGGAUGACAGUUUUACUUUGAAAUAAACUUUAAUUAGAGAGCGCAGUUCUCACUUGAUUAAUGAAAAUGCAAAUAUUUUAAUAAAAAUCUUCUCGACUUGCA